AAAACCGUUGAACAGAGAUGGCGCCAGGCCCAUCACGUGAUAUAUCUCAAGAUCAGCUGAUAUUAUUUUCCUUUGACAGUUUAAAAUUUGUUUUGACGUGUUUUACUCCCAAUACACAAAAACAUAGAGUUUUUAUACAAUAUUCCAGGCUAAAAACUGUUAUUAAAGAACAGAUGAUGUCCCACUCCCAAACUGUCCCUCUAAUUCUCUCAGAAGAUGUGGAACAAGGAGGUAAAGAAUAUGAUGGUAUCGAAAAUGAUUUUGCUUACAGGAAUAAUGUGGCACAGGGGAGCAAAACCAUCCGUCUGGCCUUCCUUAGGAAGGUUUACGGUUUGCUUAGCAUGCAAAUCUUUUUAACAAUGGUUAUCGCUGCCGUAUUUAUGUUCACACCGCCAAUUAAAGGGUUCGUUCAGACCAACGAUUGGAUGAUGAUGCUCAGUUUCCUGGCCAGUAUUUUUAUUUUGAUUCCCCUUCAUAUUAAAAGGCGAGAAUACCCCACCAAUUUUAUCUUGUUGGCGGCAUUUACUGUAGUACAAGGUUACACAAUUGGAGUCAUAGUAACAUUUUACUCAAAAACAAUCGUUUUGGAAGCCUUGCUGCUCACAUUUUUAGUGUUGGGAUGUCUGACAGUCUACACUUUCCAAUCCAAACAUGAUUUUUCUGCAAUGCAUUCAGGUUUGUUUGCUGGCCUAAUUAUUUUAAUAGUGGGAGGAAUCUUACAACUUUUCAUCCAAUCCGCUAUAUUUGAGCUUUUUAUUGGAUUUGGUGGUGCAUUUUUGUUCUGCUUAUUUAUUAUUUUUGACACUAAAAUGAUAAUGGAAAACUUGUCUCCAGAAGAAUACAUUUUGGCCACCAUCAACUUAUAUAUGGACAUUAUCAAUUUGUUUUUGUACAUUUUGAGAAUAUUGCAAGCACUGAAUAGACAGUAAAUAUUUUUAUACUUUUUAUUUUUUAAUAGUGACAAAGAUGUUUUAAUAAAUGUCUAUUGUAUAAUUGGCUUGAUUUUAUAAUUUUGUGAUUUUAGGUGGUAUUAUAUUGUUUAUAUUUUAGUUCAAAUGAAUAAAUAAUACAAAAGAAUAUAAAAAUUA
Messenger RNA from Anthonomus grandis grandis, 1088 nucleotides. RefSeq names its product protein lifeguard 4-like. Gene Ontology annotation, cellular component: membrane. Gene Ontology annotation, biological process: negative regulation of apoptotic process. NCBI's taxonomy places the organism in Eukaryota, Metazoa, Arthropoda, Insecta, Coleoptera, Curculionidae. The record is from RefSeq and is a predicted model, not a curated record. The transcript is spliced from 5 exons. Bases 18 to 929 code for a protein of 303 amino acids.